AGCGGAGCUGCCGGCGGCCGGGCAGAGCCGGAGAGACACAGAGACACAGAGACACAGACACAGAGACACAGACACAGACAGAGACAGAGACAGACAGGCUGCUGGAGCCAAGCGGAGCCAGUGUCUCAGGAACCGGAGAGUCUGAGGAGCUGGAGCUGAGUCUGAGGAGCUGGCGCUGAGGAGCAGAGUCUGAGGAGCUGGAGCUGAGGAGCUGAGUCUGUGGAGCUGGAGCUGAGUCUGUGGAGCUGGAGCUGAGUCUGAGGAGCUGGAGCUGAGUCUGUGGAGCUGGAGCUGAGUCUGAGGAGCUGGAGCUGAGUCUGAGGAGCUGGAGCAGAGUCUGAGGAGCUGGAGCUGAGUCCGUGGAGCUGGAGCUGAGUCUGUGGAGCUGGAGCUGAGUCUGAGGAGCUGGAGCUGAGUCUGAGGAGCUGGAGCAGAGUCUGAGGAGCUGGAGCAGAGUCUGAGGAGCUGGAGCAGAGUUUGAGGAGCUGGCGCUGCUGAGAAGCUGAGCCAGUGAAAGCAGCACAGACCAAGUAUGGCUGUGAGUGGUGGGAGUAGCAUGAGCUGGGCACGGCCGGGACUGGAGUCUGGGAACAUGCCUGCCUGGAAGCUGGAGGUGCUGGAGAGGAAGCGGGCAAAGAUGGGCAGUCUGCCCCCAGCCAGGGAAGGGUCCCCCAAGAGAGGCCGGUCCCAGGAGCGGGGCCCUACAGAGACUUUGGUGCUGCAGGACAGCCUAGGGCCCCUUCAUGAAAACCCUUUUAUCAAGUUGGAGAAAGAGCGACGGCGCAGGCGGGGCCCCCAGCACUCCCCAGGCAGGAGCCAACGGCAAACCUCUCCUAUUCGGCACUUGCUGGACAUGUACAGCAAUGUACCAGGCAUCAGAACCAUCAGGGCUGAGAACAUCAUCAUCAUCGAGUCUGACCCCGGCUACUUCGGCAGGACCUCCGCAGAGGAGAACACAGGGAUCAAACAUCACCGUGACCCAAUGGAGGAGCUGCUGGCCAAAAGGGGCAGCAAAGUGACAGAGAUUAGAGCCUCUGAGGUGGUCAUUUACGAGCCUGACCCUUCCAUGAAGGUCAAUGAGUCAGUUUCUCUAGGCCAGGAGGACAAUGUUGUGUUGGAAGAGGCUGGCAGGGUGAGCAGACUGCUGGAGAAGUUUGACCAGGGCCACAGUAAACCUGUGCGAACCAGGAGCUGGGAAAAUCUGCUUGAUAGAGACUCUCACCCCUCACACCGUAAGCCCGCCAUGUUGCCAAAGCCUAUUAUCAUUGAGCGGCAAAGCCAAGCACCCGUGAACAAGGCGGCUAAGCGGUCUGGGGAGAUAUCGCCUUCAUCUUCCUCUUUUUUAGAUGAGGACAGUAAACGGUUUCCCUUAAACAAUCCUUCAUGGUUACCUUCCAAACCACCAAUUGUCCACUCUAUCCCUGACCCUGGUUUGUUUCAUAAAAGACCUGCCAGUCCCAUAUCUCCACCUGCAGUAGUUUCACCUGUUUCCACAACCCCUCUGGUGGUAGGUCCACUAUCGCCUCAUUACGAGACCUCCACAGAUGAGAAGAGUGUGUCACCUGUGGUGGCAUCUUUUAUUGAAAAGUUUGAAGUGGGCUCCUCACAAAACAAUUUACCUUUGUCCAAGUUUAUGACUGCGUCCCAGAAGACUGGUAGAAAUACAAUUGUCAUCAACCCAAAAGCCACAUCUUGGAAUUCUACCAGACCUGAAACUAGUGGAAGCCAGGCAAAAGAAAGCCCGACUCUUACGAAUGGUCAUAUUGACCAGUCCAAUGUAAGUGCUAAGGCAGAUGGCUCUGUAAAAAUAGAAGACCUUCUUUCUAAAAGCAGAAGAAGCAGGGGCUACAAGGUAUCUGAGGGAAGUGGGCAAGUGCCAUCUACUGCAAGUGUUUCUUCCAGUGAGCUCUCCCUUGGGGCCAAAAGCUGGGGGCCAAAGUGUGAGGUAGACCAUGCUAGACCAAUUAUUCCCCCUGAAUCCAGUGCCACUAAAUCAGGUUUGUGUUCAUCGUACAACCACUGUGACCCAGCUUCCAGCAGUGCCACUCCAAACCAGCAAAAGAGAGUGUCUGCCUCAACUAGCACCAAUGACUCUUUUGAGAUCAGGCCAGCUCCAAAACCAGACAUGACGAACAUCGGAGAAAAUGACAUCCAGGCUAAGGCACUCGCAAACAUCCGAAUGCAGUCCAAAAACUCUUUUGUUUUUGUUCCAAAGAAGAGGCAGGCCCCUUCUGCACCAAAACAUGAUACUGCCAUGCAGUCUUCGAUCAACAGGCCAAAAGUAAAAAAUAGUGCUUCCAUAUAUAAUGGUCCCAAGCUGGAUUACACCGAUGCUCCUUAUGAAAAUGGCAUCCUGUCAAAUGGAGGUGAAAGUGUUUCGGCCAUAGGGGACAUUUCUAAUCCGGUUGAAAGACUGGAGCAGACUGAGUCACAGAAGGCUUCUACAGUGCCCGCUCUCUACGACUUUGAUUGGAAGAGUGGUCUUUUACCAGCUCACUCUGCCACUGAGGGACACUCAUUCACUGAUGUUGGUGCAGAGUUGGAGUACAUUAGUAGUGUUCAACAUGACAAAAGAAAGGAUGUCUUACCUGUCACUAAAAUACACGAGGGUGUUAUUAAAUCUGAUAUUCCCGUCACAAAUAUUGAUGAUGUAGUCACUAAUGAUGUUGGAGAGCUAAGUCAAGAAAACAAAGCAGACGUGAAAGGAACAGAUUCAUCUGUGCCUUCUUAUCGCCCUCACGCUUCGCUGUCCUCUGUCCGCAAUAAAGUCGGGAAUACGUUCACGGUGGUCCCCAAAAGGAAGCCAAUAACCGAGCAGGAGGCCUUUAGAACACCUGUCAUUGAAGAAGAGGACGAUGAUGAAAGCCGGUCUAAAAGAAAGCCUUCUGAUGGGAAUGAAGCACCUUAUUCUGAACUUGGAGCUUUGCUCAAAAAGCGGUAUCCCACCGUGGAUGAGAUCCAGGUCAUUGGUGGAUACCUCUCACUGUCCAAGUCUUGUCUGUCCAAGAAUGGCUCGACCAGAAAGAAGGUAAAUCAUUGAGAACGGGUUUGUUUGAGGAACAUUCCCGAGAUUUUAGCAACCAGUCUGUAACCAUGGCCCUGGACUGGUCUGAGCAAUUAUUAUUAUUAUUAUUAUUAUUAUUAUUACAGAAAGUCAAACACUUUCCUCUGUGAUGGCCAAUCCCACACAGUGUGCAGGAAGCCAUUCUCAUAUUGACUUUGUGUAGUAUAAUCAGAAGAGUUUUCUUUUCCAUUAGAUUAUUGACUCGUUAAGUUUUUUUUUUUUGUAGAUUAGUGAUAUAAAUGCAGUGAUUGCGAGCCUUUGGCUCCACCUCUUGUGAUCUAUGUGUUUUAUUCAAUAAAUGUUAAAAUUGGGGAGAAAAGACAAAGGAAUGGCAAAAGUUUAAGAAUUUUUCCAGCUCUGAUAUUUUAAAAUUCAAUGUGCGAUUUUUUUUUUUUAUUAUUAUUUUUUUUCUUCUUCUGAUUCCUCCCCAAUUUCUGGUUUACAGAAUAAACCUGUAUUAAACCACAAUUCUAGUCUAAUUCGAGUCUAGUGGCCGGCUGAGGAUAAUGUAAAAUAUUUCUCUACAGGCAGAAUAAUGGAAAGUUCUGUUUUUACUGUGAUCCAUUUUUAUUUUCAUAUCUAUCGCCCAGGUAAAACACAGGUUAAUGACGGCUGUUCAGUCUGACAGUGAAAGGGUUAUUCAAGGAAUGACGACUACACCAGCAGAAAGUAAAGCUCCGACAAUAAUUAAUAGUUAGAGUUAAAGGGAUUUGACUUGAUUCUUGUGGGUUUUUUUUUUUUGGUUUUUUUUUACCCUCGCUAUAUGAAGUCAUUUUAUUGCAAAGUUUUUUGUUUGUUUGUUUGUUUUUAAACACUGAUCGGGUUGUACACACAACUGAGAAUUCAAAAUGAACUAAACAUUUAAGUACAAAUUAGCUGAACAUUUGGAGAUUUAUUUAUUUUUUUUUCCCAGUUUUUGGCUAUUUUGUCCUGAAAUAUGAAAUUCACGUUGAAUAACAAACAUUCCAGGAGAGUGGUUAAUCUCUAAACUGGGGAUUGUAGGAACUGAACUGCAAAACUUAGGCAGAAAUAGCUGACAACUCCACUAUAGUCACGACUUUGUCUGUUUUUAGCACCGAAUUUUCAUUUCAGUUUUGCAUUCACUUGAAUCUGUGUUUAUUAAAACCCCUGUGUAUUUGUAACGGCCCCUACCAUCUCUGCUGGGCGACUGUGCCUUCAUCUACACCUCCUACUAUUUCCUGACACUUCCCCCAGCUAGCGUCCAUUUACAUAAUUUUAGAUUUCGACAAAUUCCUCAAUAUUUGGCUCAUAUCUCAUAGAUUACAUGUUUAUGACUUUUUAUCUGUUUACAUUCAGGUGUAGAAAUCAUCCUUCUAUUUUUCUCCUAUUUAGAUCCAGUUUAUAGUGAUGUCCCGAACGGUUCGCCACGAACGGUUCACCGCGGGCUCAUCAUUGAGUAAACUUUGACCCUGUACCUCACAGUCAGCAGACACAUUCCAGCCAAUCAGCAACAGACCCUGGGAGGGAGGGUCUGCUGAUGAUUGGCUGGAAUGUGUCUGCUGACUGUGAGGUACAGGGUCAAAGUUUACUCAAUGAUGAGUCCGCUGGGAACCGUUCGGGACAUCACUACCAGUUUAUUAAUUACUUGGAAACAUUGUCCUGUAGUGUCCGUUAGCUGUGCAAGGAUCUGCUUCAGAAAUUGCAGUCAAAUCUGGAGUUAUGGGCUUAGCACGAUAGGGGCCUUCCUUGUUUUCCAUACUGCUCAGCCUUUAAGUAGGGUAUUCCAUCCAUAGUGAUGUACAUGAUACGAUAAUGGUUUAAAAAAACAGAAUUCUAGAUUUGGUUUUAAAAAUGUAAAACAAACAAAGAGCUCCAUAUAGUACUGCAAUAGUGUUAUCGUGGGAAUGUGUUCCCCUGCUCUAACCACAAGUGGUGUCAAUGUUUUCACCACAUCCAAUUGAAUGUACUUGUUUCUCCUCCUGUGGUUUAUUGGAACCUAAAAGAAGCAUAUUCAGCUGUGAUCCCCAGUUUUACAUUAGUCUGUUCAGGCCGUACACUGUGCCGGCUAUACAGAGCGCUGGGGAUUCUUCUUGUGCUGUUCACAGAUCCUGUUUGUGGCCCCAUUAAUGUGGUUUCCUCUGUAAACAGCCAGGUUUCGGGUGAGCGCUAUGGGUAUGCAGAGCCUGUGGCCUGCCCUGCCCUUCUAUGCUGGAACAAAGUGUUCUGCAUUUAUAGUGCUCCCUGGCUGGGACCGGCGUUACGAUGCUGGGUGUGUGGGGAGUGCAGGGUCUUAUGCCAGUCUGGAGCUCUCGUGGCUGGCCAGGUAUUGUGGCCUUAAGUUGUCACUUAGUGCUCAAUGGCCACAUGUUCAGUUUUUCCACUAUAUAUUUAGAGUACUGUGAAUGCUCCAUGCUGGCUGAGAAUCUUGGGGUGUGAAGUGAGACCUUUAGCCUUGCUUUCCAUGGUCCUGCAAGCUCACUUGUCAUUCCAUGGUUAUCGGAGGAGUACGUUCCUGAGCCCACAUAAUAUUCACCUACUAUACAAACCGGACAUGAUGGGCCUUUAUAUAACUAACGGUAUCUGCUCUGUACAUGUCUGAUGUGCGUGUGUCUGUCUCUAUCAUGGUGCGUAUGUCUGUCUCUGUAAUGGUGCGUGUGUCUGUCUCUGUAAUGGUAUGUGUGUUUCCGUUUAGGUGGCCAGACCCUUUCCGUUCACAAGUGAAUGGUAUUUUUAUUCACCUUUUUUUCCCCAUGCUGUGCUGAUCUCCCCUCGACUGCCCUGCCUCUAUGGUUGAGAUUAUCAAACUUGAUGAUCUCAGCCAAUCCUAAAUUUUCCCAUAGGAUUAGCUGCAAAACACUGCACCAGUCAGCAUCUCCUCAUAGAUAUGCAUUGAAUCAAUGCAUCUCUAUGGGGAGCGUUCAGCGCACACUGUGCAGCACUGACACAGGAAGCACCUCUGUUGCCUGUCUGAGUGACGGUCACUAGAGGUGUCACUAGUAAGCAAUGUAAACACUGCCUUUUCUCUGAAAAGGCAGUGUUUACAUUAAAAAGUCUGCAGGGACAAGCUGUAGACACCAGAACCACUACAUUAAGCUGUAGAGGUCCUGGUGACUAUAGUGUCCCUUUAAGAAUUGUAUUUUUGUUGUUGAAUAUAAAGCUUUGUAAGUCUUAAAAAAAAAAAAAAAAAUCUGGCUCCUAACUUUUUUAGCUGGCUUGUAGAUUUAAAGUAAAUUUUUCAAGACUUUGUUUAACAUAUGAAUGUGUGUCAAUGGACACUCCACUGUAUGAUCUACUGGUAUCUGGAGAUACUGCUUUCUGCACAUUGGAUUGAAUGCUGACAUGUGUAUAAUUAAGGUGGUAAUUAGAGCAAUGCAUUAUUGGAAUAUGCAUAUCUACACAUCCUCUCGGCCUAGUGAUAUAAGUUGACGUUGUCUGCGUCAUGUGACUUAUAGCUCUUAUUUAUACUCCAGAAUCCAAGGUUCAGCCAACGAUAAGACGUACUCUAUACUUCCUGUUGUCUGUAUAAUAUUAUAGUUAUACUCUCCCUGAAAUUCUCCAGAUACCCACCACCCCCAGCCAUAAUAGUUCAGCUGUAUAAAAUUGUUCAGAUUUGCACUGUGAAUGCGGUGUAUACGCCUGAAACACUCUGAAACUGCGCAGCGACUGCAAAGUCCAAAUGUCGGGACGCGGAGAAAUGUCUUGCGCUCCCUGUAAACUGUGACUGAUUAAUGUGUUCAUAACCAGAACAAGUAUAUCGGCUACGGAGGGGGACAGACUGGACAAAAAUUACCUGUGUUAAUCAUGAACACCGCAUCACCCAUUCUGUGUUAAUAAUUUCUAAAAUGGUUCAUUAAUUUUUUUUUUAUUAUAACUGGACAUUUGCACGUCUGUUGUGAUGACUUAUCAUUUCCACGCGUGCGUCUGACCCCUUCACAGCCAGCAAUCCAGGGGUUAUGCUUAAAUAAAGGAAUUGUGGUACCCUCCGGUACAGUUUAAAAUCAGGGGUUUAUUCACUAAACAGCAAAUUGUCACAUAUUGAAAACUAAACAGCUAAAUGUAGCCUUACAUCGUCAAGCUGUGACUAUAGCUAGGUUGAUGAAUGCACUCAAAUCUUCCAUGUUACCUUACACUUUGUUAUUCCCCUGUUUGUUACAAUUAGGAUUGAUGCUUUCUGCAGUUGGGUUCGUUGGCCCCUGGGGACAGCUCUCUCCCAGUACAGGCCUCGACACGCAGAGCGCAGCUCGUUGGAUGGACUGCGCCUUUUUAUGUUCAGUUGGAGAACUUUAUUUUGUGUGACUUGUUGUUGCCUAACUGGGUGUACAUCCAGGAACCAGCAUCACUUGGGAAUAGUGGUGACUCCCAUAGCUGGGGUGACGCCUGUGGUUUUAUAUAAAGUGAAUCUUUAAUGCUUUCUGCAAAUUAAAUCUUCAUGUUGUGGGGGGGGUUUAGCAAUAUAGGAAGAGGAAGGAACUGAUGCCAAACUCUGAGAGACGGGCGUGUGUAGUAUCUGACGAAUAUGUUCUGUUUUAAAUGUGCUCUUUUUUGUGUUCUUUAAUCAGUGCAUGAGAUGUAGGGAACAUAUUGCAUUUUGAGCUCAAGCAGGAUGAUGUAGUGAUUGGCUUGUGACUAUGACUUGCCCGCUUUUUGUCAAAAGUCUGUUUUUGUUUUUUUAGACCUGCAUUUUCAACCAGCACGAUACAAGUCACUGUUUAGUAAAUAAGCCCCAGUUUCACGCUGGCUCAGAUCAGUCAUUUCUUCUUUCCAUUCACCCCUAAAUCUUGGACCAAUUUUGGCUUCUCUGGGCCUUGUUGGUGUGCUUCAGCCUACAUUCUCCUUGCAGCCCUUAGGGUGACGUGGGAAUUUGCAUUUCGUAAAAUGUCAGCUGCUCAGUCACUGGUUCCUCCGCCUGAUUAAUGGCUGGGUCUAUCAACCUGGGACUGCAGACAAGGCCGGGGACACUUUAUUAUCUACAUCCGCGUUCAGCUGGGAGCUUGUGAUUAUAAAUUGUGUAGGUUAUCCCAUAACAAGUAAACUAAACAGGUUCUGAAUACAUCAGCUGUUUACGUAGUCUUGUAAAUGUCACACAAACACCACUUUGUGAUAAUUUAUUAAUCUGAACAUUGUGCAGCCAAAGUUAUUGCAAAUUGAAUUAUUGAGAAUUGUGCAAUGCUGCCCGUACUUGGGCAAACGUGACUCUCUGUAAUAGCGAGUGAGUGCCCCCACCGCAUUCCUUUUUUAUAGAGGACAAAGCAAGAUCUUCAUUUCCAGUGACCACGUAUAUAUCAAAGUUUAAUAAAGCCUGCCGUGGAUCAUCGGGCGGAUUGGUGUGAUUGGGGUCCAUAAUAUGUGUCAUUCUGAUUUCCACAGGAAGCAGGUGGAAGGCUCAGAGUGCAAAUGUAUGACCUCAUUGUAACUUCCUCUCUUACACCAGAUGGGGAAGAUUCAGGCACAGAGAUUUACCCUUCAAGUGCUGGGUGUUUGCUUUGCAAUGCGUUGGCAUGUAAGGUGUUGGAACAAUAAUGCCAACCAGUUGGAUUUGUACGCACGCCAGUAAGAAGUUGGAAUUUUGCUCCAAUCCCGUGUGGGUGAAAUGGAUUCCACGUUUGCUGUGCUUGUCACAGUGUGCAGUUAACCCAUACACAGAGUGCUUUUAUAGCUCACAAUUUAAGGACAUGUCUAUGGAAAUCAGGGCUCGGCUCCCCUUUCCAUUGGUAAUUAUGGAGAGUUAUGGCAGAGAAUGCUUCAUUCACUUUAAUUUGAACUGCAAUUACGUAGCGUCACGCGUGUGUCCAUUGAGUGGCAGCCAUGCUUUAUAUUUGGUUCACGUAGAAUCCAGGGGCAUGGUACCUGGUAGCAGGAUGCUCCCUUGGCGCUCACACUGGAGGGAUUCAGGUGUCUGGCUAUCUAUCUAACGUUAGAGCAAGCCGGGAUGGAGCUGUGUGAAGGGCUAUUCGAAUCCCAUAUUUCGUCUUCACAUUCUUACACUCCUUGUUAUAUAAAAUAUCAGCCGGUUAUCCAGAAUGUGACUGCGAGUGAGAGGAGUAGUGACAUGGGAUAGGACACACACUCGCUCUUGUUUGGAUUCUUUGCAAGGGAAACACAAUUAACCUGUUUAUUCAUAGAAGGUGAGCAAUGCCAAUAGAUGGCUGCAGUAUUAGACCUUGGAAUAUAGAAUAUCUGUAUCGCCCACCCCGUGGGCCCCUCGCUGUAACCCAUCAGGUAAUGCCGAAGAGACGAUAACCUGUACUGAGCUUGGUCACGCGUGUAUCUAUGUGUGUGUUAAAUCUACAUUGCAAUGAGUGAUGUAAUUUCUUUAUAACGACCUCUGUUAGAGGUGAUUAAUAUCUUCAUUCUGAAACCGACCGUUCAUUUAAAUCCAGGAUCUCAAACGCUGGCCCUUUACAUGUUGAUGGACUACUACUUCCAAAAUUCCUUGAAUGCAUUGAAUAGCCAGAAAAUCAUGGAAGUUGCAGUUAAAUGUGGGAUGAGUGGAGGUGCGUUACAAGCCUUGGAGGGAGGGCUGGGAGGGUGGUAAAGGUUUAUGGACACUGUAGGUGUACUGCUUGGGUUAAUGAGGAAGCAUUAACGUAAGCAGCAGUGGGUGGCUGGGAUUGGCUCAGAGUGUCAGCUGACUGCUUUCAGCCUAUCACAGCAUCCAUUGCUGGUAUGAAUUGAUAUGGCUAGAAGGACAUGUGUAAUCUCUGCCUUAGCCGCACCUCCAGUGGGGGUGGAGCUAUGGGAAGCCAGGCACCCACUUUCAGUGUUAAACUGCUCGAAAAUGGUUUAAUACUGGAUGGCUGGACAGCACCAGGAGACUCCAGACACUAAAACCACUUCAAUGAGAUGGUUGUCGUGCCUACACUGUGCCUUUCAUAAUAAUACAUACAAAAUAAUAGGUGGAGCUGUAAAAUCUUGAGUAGUCUGUAAAACACAAAUAAAAUGCAAAAUAGCGUAGUAUGUCUGUAACUGACGAUAAAACAAAAGUAAGAAGUAAUAGAACUCACAAGGCUGGAGUCAUACCAUCAUAUGACUCUAGAGGUAUACGUCUCUGGACCAUUGGGGGUUGUCCAGACCCUUCUGUUGUCAGCUUCUUGGUCUUCCACCUUAUGUUUCUUAAUAGGUCCCCAAGGAAUACUUUAUAUACAGGUAAUCCUGUUCAACAGGCUUCCUCAGUUGGCUGUAGUCUGGACAACCCCCAAUAGUCCAGAGACGUAUACCUCUAGAGUCAUAUGAUGGUAUGACUCCAGCCUUGUGAGUUCUAUUACUUCUUACUUUGGUUUUAUCGUCAGUUACAGACAUACUACGCUAUUUUGCAUUUUAUUUGUGUUUUACAGACUACUCAAGAUUUUACAGCUCCACCUAUUAUUUUGUAUGUAUUAUUAUGUGUUUUUAGUGGUGUAGGGGAUUCCACUAUAUAGGUGUUUUAGAGCUACCAUAUCUACUUUCUUCUCCUGUGUACAUUCUCUUUUGUAUUAUUGUGCCUUUCAUAAUAGCCUAAUAAUUCUUUCCUCAUGUGGAGUGUGAAAAGGUAAUUGUGGGAUAUGCAAAUAUGUGUUUAUUCAACCACCUGUGAGGAGAUGGGCAGUCCACUUUAUCUUCUAGAUCAAAAAAGCAGACUAGUAAGAAUGGUUAAUGACUCAAAAAUCUGCUUAACCUGAAUCCCAAUUACUGGGACUUUUUGUUCCAUGAAAAAUCCCGGGGCACCUCUGGCUAUGCAUAGCUCAUGGAAUGCUAGGCUACUGCAUUGCGGCGCCAGCAUGCUCCCCUGAAAUGAAUCUCUAUUUAAACCAACCCCUGUAAGGUCAGGAAACCUGGUGGAACAUGAGCGCAGGGAGCCGUUGGCCUGGAAGCCAUUGCUGAUUGUUCCAUGUUUAGUUGAUUUGUUAAGCACUGUGCGCAGCCUGCGGAUAUGGUGAUGGUGGAGGUCUGCCAGUGGCCUCCAUUUAUCUUUUGCUGUGAAUUCCUCUUGUUGUCAGAGUACGAGCUGAAUGUGAGAAACACUUGUGCCUCCCUGAAGUAGGCCAGGCUCGUGUAAGCUCGACAUGCUACCUGCAUGGCUGGGGAUCGGCUUUCACUGAUGGCAGAUUGUCAUCGGCAGUGAAAAUGCCGUGCUGCAGGCAAUGCUCGAACCAGAUCUGGUUUCUUUGCUCCCUGGAGUGGGCGAGGCAACUCUUAUAGAGAAGUGAAAACAGCAGCAACAUCAAUAGACAGCAUUGAAAGUACAGGUGUCGGGUGUAUGGAUAAAUGCAUCCAUUCCUCAUUGAUGACGAGGAAGGGACAAGCUGGCUGAAUGACAGUGUCAGCCGUCACCUGCCAUUUACCUGCCCAGAGCAGCAGUAGAGGAAUCAUGGCGGCGGGCAGCAGGGACGAGUACCUGAUGGAAUCUAUAAAGAUACAAUUUAAUAUUUCUGUUGAUCAGCGUUCCUGGUCAAGCAUCAUGUCAGCCUGCAGACCUUGUAGGCCAAAGCCCCUGGCUGUGAUUGAUGUGAGUGGAAGAGGUGUGUGCAGUACCAUGCACAGCCGGCUUCUUGCUGGGAUUACUCCUUCAGAUAGACCUAAAUAACCAUCCGCUUAUAACAUGUGGGUUACAGUGCGGUUGGGAUCGAGUGCUACACAGGUUUUGGGAACAAUUGUCUUUUCCGUAUCUGCGUCAAACUGCCCUUUUAUUACCCUAACCUGCAAUGGGAGCGUUGUAGGGAUUGGCAGGUAUCGCGCACUCCAGAGAAGACGUGAUUGAAGUGAAAUGAAAGGAGUGUUUUUUUUUUUCUUCUAUUGGAAUUGCUUGUAAUAAAGGCACAUUCCAUACAUUUAUAGGUAUAUAUGAUAAUCACUUCCUUAUAACCCUGUUGGUGAACCUGUGUUGCAGAACGUGACCUGCAGAUAUACCGCACUCCUCUCCUGCUACCACCAAUAAUAUACAUUCUUUACGUUACCCCAUAAUUAAUAAUAGGGACCACUUUUCCUUGGGUGUAGGCUGCUGGUUGACAAACGGUGGAGCUUUGGUCGAGCUCCAUAGCCUUUGUCAACUGUUGUCAUCGAUGGUCAAGUUUUUACCUCCUUCCAGCCUUGCGUCAUUGACGGUCUGUCUGGAUUCUAAGUGUACCGGCAUGUGAUUUCUCUUAGGAGGGCAGUGGCAGCGAUUCGCAGCGGCCGCCAUCUUGGAAACUCUGAGAUAGCGACAUUGUAAAAGACUCGGCUGGACCAGUACAACUGAAAAAAGUAACACCAGUCCAGGGGCUACUAACCUUUGGGGUAUUUGUGAUAUGGGGGUUGGAGGGGGCUAGAGAAAUUGAUACAGACUGGGGAUGGGAAGUAAUUUGAAUACAGAGCCACUUUAACUGUACACUUGAGCCAUUCAGGCUCUUGUGAUGGUGUUUGCAAUGUUACUGUGGGGGUAGAAUUCCCAUGCUCUCUCCAAAUAAAUGCAUCCCUCCUCCCUUGGAGAUGUUUCACAUGAUUUGCUUGAAUCAGUACCUAUUUCUUAUUGACUUAUUUGCCACUUGUGUCACCAUUUCAUUUACCCAAAACCUUUGACAUACUCGUUUUUCGAUUGUCACAAACCUCUCGGCGGCCCUGCCUGUGAACAACCUGUUAUAAUACCAUUUUUAGAAAGCGAGUCUCUUAAACUCUUUAAAUUGUAACAGGAUUAGAUAAUGUCCUGUCCAUGCUCAGCAGCUGCGUUAACCAGUUAGUCUGAUAAUACUCUGCGGGACGGUAAUUGUCUUGGGAUCUAGAAAUAGAUCUUUGCUAGCAAAGCCUCUCGUAUUAGUGUAGCAGUUUAUCACUUUUCAGAGAUUUUCCACCUGUUUGGGAGCAAUAGAUGGGGUUUCUCUUUUAAUAUAGGGCAGGUGUGCAAAGAGAGAUGAAAUAUCUGGAAAUAAGGAUUGACGGAAUGCCUGGUAGUGUUUGCUUUCCUUUUGUUAACACUAUACCUUUUGUCACGGCAUGUUGGUUAAAAAGCUAAUUUAAACUGAUCACGUAUGAGAUUAAUAUUUUGCUAUAAAAAAGGGUAAAAGACCGUUUUUAAUUAUCCGUUCUGACCCUCCCAAAGAAGAAACUGGUAAAGGUUGAACUUGGUGAACCCCAGUGUUGUGGGUCCCUCCAUCUCGGUCUGGUGUGGACUUGGUUCUGAUGUCCGUCAGUGAAUAACGAGUGGCGGAACCAGGACCUUUUUUUUUUUUUUUUUACAGCCUGGUCUGCUUUUCGUGUAGGGAACAAUCAGUGCCCCAGACCACCCUGACCCCAUAAAUCCUGGAAUGUUUGGUACUCACUGGGUUCUCAUCAGGAGUUUGUUCUAUAAAUGGCUAUAUAGACAAGAUGUCAACAGGUACCCAGACAGCUGUUUGUGUGAUACCCCUGAUGGGGUCUUUCUCCUAUAACCCCCUGCCCAAUAUGAUGUGCUGCCUUCAUAGUGUGUCUGUAAAGGCUUUCUAUGAAUUCUUCACUGCAUGUUACUGCUACAAUGUGUGGCUGCUAUACCUGUAACAAGGUGUGCUACACUCCGUCCACCUUUACUUCCUUGUAACCAGGGCUGGGUGUAUGUUAAAGCUUGUCAGGCCAUGUUCUCUUUAUAGCAGCAAUAAGCUGCUUGUGUUUCCUCCUUAGAUUACACAGAAGUAGUGUACCAGUUCUGCCUCCCACGUCACCCCCGAUCCAGCAUCAGAUUAGUGCAUUCCUUGAGAUGUAAAGCUGCAGGGUAGUGUUCUCCAAAACAACGGUAAAACUGGAUGCCAGCCAGCCAAAUCCUUUAAUAGGCUAUUACUGGGGCUAGAGUCCAACAUUCGUUUGGCUAUUGCAGCGCUCUAUCUCUCGAUCAGUCCAUGUUUAUACAGGAACGCCAGUUUAUAGCCUCUGCGAUUGCGUUCUGCGUAAUAAACUGGGAUAUUGGAGCUAAAUAUAGACCUAUAAUUGUAUGAGCUGCUGGGAAACCAUUCAGCAAUGUAAGGGUUAAAUAGAUAAAACUCAGGUCCGCGCGGGGUGUGUUUGGCAGCCCAGGUAUUUUGUAUUUACAGAUUAUGUUUAUUUCAAAGUCUUAACAAGACGACCUGAGCUCAGGAUUAUAUGAGGCACUGUGUGAUAUUUGUACCUCUUUUAUUCCUAUCCUGUAUAUAUCAUCAGUCCUUAUUUAACGGUAUCAUAGUAUGCGCUAAAUUCUGCAUUUACCACCUUUUUAUUCCUAUCCUGUAUUUAUCAUCAGUCCUUAUUUAACGGAAUCAUAUUAUGCGCUAAACUCUGAAUGUACCCCCUUAUUCCUAUCCUGUAUAUAUCUCAUUAUAUAAUGAUUCCUUAUUUAAUGGUAUCAUAGAAUGCGCUAAGCUCUGAAUGUACCCCUUUUAUUCCUAUCCUGUGUGUGUGUGUGUGUACCUCUCUCUCUCCCUCUCUCCCUCCCCAACAAUAUGUAUAGAUGUGGUACCCAAGUAGCCAUGUUGGAUUUGUCAAUGUAUGGAGCCAUCGGAGAUCGAUAUUCUGUAUAUCUGUUUAUAUGGUACUCUGUGAUAUGAAUUAAAAGCAUCAUGUGCCAAUACUGUGUGUUCCAGCUCACAGAUUGUUUGCUGCGGUUGACCAGGUUCACACUGUGCCACGGGCUGGGUUACAGUGUUCUAAGAUUGUCCCGUUCUGUGUCGGUAAAACUCCUUUUAUUUGUUGACAUUUAGCAGAAGCCUGUGCAUUGAUCCUGGGAUCGGCGUGGCAUUCGGUGCGCACAGUGUAGCUAGUGACAUCACACAUAUUGGUCAUUUCAGGUAGAGCAGACAGAACUAUAUGCUUCUCCCCAUUAGCUUUCUGUAACUGUGUUAUCACUAUUGCUCCCUGAGGAGUGAUUCCCAUAGGAAUGCAUUGAAAACCAAUUAAUCCGUUCUGGAGGUCAGAAAGAAGUCAAAAUGAGCUGGCAUGGAAACCAACCCCCAAUGCAGAACACACAAUAAAAGGCACGCAAACAAUGAAGCUCAGCUCCCUACUUUUCCACUGCUUGAGAAAUGCACCCAAAAGUCCCAAAACAACUGAAAACAAUUUGCAGAAUGGCUCCAAAACUCGAUGCAAAAGGCCGCACCAAUACCUCCACACUCGACGCCACGUGCUACCCACAGGCUCCAGCAUGCAGGGGUCGGUGCUAUAAAACUCCCAGGUGCAAUGCAUCCUGGGGAAACUUGAUUUGUAUUGGGAAAAUUAUUUGUAAACCGAGGCAUUAUUUUCAAUGGAUUUUCAUUUGUAAACCGAAAAUUAUGUUAACCGAGUCGUUUGUAAACCGAGGUCCCACUGUACUCAUAGUCUGCUCUGUCAGUUUGGCUCUUUCGGCCUGAAUUUUACAAUUUGUUUUUCAAUUCAUACACCUCACUGAGCAGUAAAUAAAUCCUUUAGUUUAAACCCGUGUUAUUGUGAGCUGGGGGUUUAUGGACAAAAGGGCCGCGAUCCGAUACCCAGGAAAAACCCUGUACAAUGAGUUCCAGGAAGAGCCAGAAUGGGGGGGGGAACCGCACUGGAUUUCUAGCUCAAUCAGAUGACAUAUGUAAAACAAGGUAGAGAACACUUUGUCUCACGUUGGUGCUGAUUGUCGUCAAAGUUUGAUAAUUUGGCUGGCUUCACGCUGCUGUUAUGAGUAACAUCUGAUUGCAAUGUGCGUCUUCUUAUACAAUGCUCUGUAGAUGUCUGUGGUAUAUCAAUGCACGUUUGCGAGGUAAUUCAUAGAUAACUGCGCAGCGUCCUCCGUGGGGCCCCACUUUGUACUCUUGCACAUGUUUGAGUGUGACAACAGCGACACGGACUCUUGCUGAAGGAAGCUGCGACCAGAUGAAAAUUUCGCCAAAUUGAAAGGCUGCAACAUAGGGAGAGAAGUUCAGGUAAAUACCUCUCCCUCGGACACCUUGCGGUGUUUUGCAAAAAGUUAGUUACAUUUUAAUUCUAAAGAUUCAGGCUUUUAUGCUCUUUGCCUGUAAUGUAUUGAUCUGAAUUACCAUGCCACUUGUUAGAACAUGGCUGCACUCUUAUUCUUCCCACAGUGCACGACUCAAUCCCAGAAUGCUGUGUGCACAUCUCAUCGCGCAGGCGCAGACGUCGUAAAGUUUGACACGUUUGUUAUGUUUGUUGCGGCACUAGGGCCAUGUAUAGACCGCAUGGUUACUCCUAGCAGACAUUGCUGUUUACGUAUAUGGACUGAUCGAGCAGUCACUCUAGAAGUGUGAGCUUAUCUGACAAGAUGCUUCGAGUCCUGUGUCCGCAGUUAUUGGUGAAAUAAUGGAAUAUUUUGACGCGCUCCAUUGGUAGUGACAUUGUAUGUGAUCGUAUGUUCAAAGUUUGGCAAUCUGCAAUAGAGACACGCGCAGCCUUGGUAUUACAGAAGCUCACCCAUUGCACAGGCAGGGCGACAUGCUCACUACUCUAAGUCUUGUUUAUUUUAAACCGUGAAGAUGUUUUGACAAGGAAUUAACCUGUAUUGCUUCAGGGAACAUCUGGAAUUGCGAUACCAUCUAGUGUGAUCUAAAUAAUGCCGGAUGUGUCUUCAUGCUAACACUGUGAACAAAGUGUCCCUCUUACCUUGGAGAUGGGGUAGAGAUCAUUCUAAAACACCUGUUACAGAGGUUAAAUUGCUGCUGAAAGUAGCAGGAUGUAUAAAUUGAAGAAAUAUGAUGGAAUUUGUACAAUCUACAUAUAUAUUCCAUUAAAUUCAUUCUGUAACUUGCCAUUUGUGGACAGUGUGUGUCUCAUCAGUCUGUGGGGUGACAUGCGGGGGGACACUCUGUGAAUGGAUUACGUACAAGGUGUGUUACAAUGGGUUAGGUGUGGGUCCUAUUAAUAUCCCAAACGAACAAUUGUCAAACACAGUCACACCUGCCGGUGUCUAGCUGUAGUAAGUGUGAGUAUGACUGUGUAUCUAUUAAGCUUUUAUUUAGAUUUCCUGAAGAAUUGGAAUUAGCAGCUAAAACGGCGAUUUCAAAUAAACCUGGUCCUAGGGUAUAUCUCAGUUUUUAUUGGAUUUAUAUAUUUUAAAUAUCUAUGUUAAUCUUUGCUCCAUUGCUGCUGCAGGAAGUUAAUCUUGGCUGCAGAUCUGUGCACAGUAUUCCUGCAUCGGCAGCAUGGUGGCCAUGUCACAGUAUGGAGUCCGGCCAGCCUCGACUUGGGAAGAAUAGCAUGUGCAUUCCUGUCAUUCCAUAAAUAUUCAGAGAGCUUAAUGGGUCCGCAGGACGGCCCGUCUAAUGGAGAACAUGCUGGCUGCAGAGUGCGCCAUGUUCCUGGUGUCCUGGUUUUAUAGUAUCCGUUUUAUAUAUGGUGAUGUGUGCCACCAUUAAAUAUCUGUGCUAGUUACCCUCCCUGGAAGGUGCUUGGAAUUCUGGGAAAUGUCAGCUAAUUUGCAAUAAAUGCCCUCUCUCUGCCUUUUUUAUCUAUCAAGCCAAGUCGUAGCUAGUUUAAUUUCUCAGAUUCUGGCAUAACUUCAUCCAAAGCGGAUCUGCUUUUAAAUGCAUUUAAUUCUACCUUUCUCGGCUUGUUGUACAUUCACACUGCCAGAUAAAAUGGCACGUGUUGGUUAAUUGAUAAGUUGGGGUGAAAGGUCACUCUCCCAGACUGUACUCCUUGGAAAUGAGACAUUCUGCCUUAACUUAAUAAUUCAGCACACUUCCCUCCUGGGGCUUGUGGGGGCACACGCUGUUUGCCUGCUUUGAGGUUGAGGGGGAUGUGUGUAACCCAUUCAGUGCCUGGAGGCUGGGCAGCAUCUGUGGUGUAACCUGGCGUAAUCACGGACAGCCACGCAGUGUGCAUGAUGCAGCCUUGUAUCAAAAUUACCACCUAGCUUUUGGCUGAUCCCCACGGAAUCCGAUACUGGUGGCCGUGUUCUCCAUUUUAUGUCUAUGUUCUAAUUACUAUAGACCGGUGUACCACCGGCUGUAAAUAAUCGCAGGUUUGUGGCCAUAUAUUUUGAGUCCAGGAUUCUGUUCUAUGCCGUGGCAUUCAUGUGGCUCCAGUAUGGAGUCUGUGGAGCAAUGCCUAGCUCACCCAGUAUUUGUUUUAGAAAAACUCACAUGUUAAAUGUUUGUAUUAUGAGCCCCUCUCCUGCUCUCUGUAUUACUGUUUUCUGUAUACUGAACUGGGGCCUGUGAGUCUGGAAGGCUGAUUGUGUUAGAUAUGCCUGUGUGUUGAUGGGUAAAUAUUGACCUUCUCCUGCUCGCCUUCAUUGCUGGCAUAGAGCUGCUUUUAUAUAAAAUCUGUAUUGUGAUAUCUCUGGAUUUAAUGCCAGGUUGGAAAUGCCCUCUCUCUUAACACCCUGACUUUAAUGGCAAGUUUGACUUCCAGCAGAACUAUGCAGGGAGCUCAUUAGCUGUAGAUACCUUUUUAUUGUAUUCACUUUAUAAUGACAAGAACUCUGCAGCCCUGCUGCGUCUUUUGACGCCAAGCUCUGCAGCCCUGCUGCGUCUUUUGACGCCAAGCUCUGCAGCCCUGCUGCGUCUUGUCACAUUGAUGUCUGCCCUUGUAUAACGAGUGAACGCUGAAUUCAGCAGAAUUUGUGCAGUCUUUAGAUCCUGACCAGGUCUAAUGCAUGUAGCGGAGCGGCAAUAUUAAAUCCCACGAACUCCGCUGGUAAAGAAGGUAAUCCACAGUCAAGCGCUGAAAAGUAAGGCAAUAUCCCAAAUCCCCCAGUUACCGGACGAAACACAGUUCUGGGAAUCAACUGAGGUCUUUAUUCACAGCUCCAGUAUUUAUGCAAGUACCCAUGCAAGGGGUUUCCCUACUGACAUUGCAGGGGUAAUACAGUAGGGGACUACAUGGGGGACUUAACAUUCUGGGCAUUUCUCCCAUUAGGCACUGCUGCACGAGAGGGAUACUCCCACUGGAAUAUACCGUUAAGUGGAUUAUCCCUCCGUGCAGCAGAACCGACAAUUCACUUUUAAAUACAUAACCUUUGUAAUACUUAGUCUAUUUAAACGAAUGGACGUUCGGUAGAUAGCUGGGGUCUGAGUGCACAGUUCGUGAGAAUACCAUUCAGAUCCCAGCUAAAACAACCGAACGCCGCAUGAAAUACACUUUGCCAUUGAGUUCGCCCCAAAGUACCGAACCCCGAUGGGGGAACCCUAAUGGCGAAAGACCGGAGCUCCCGAACGGCCUGGAAGUCCAGCGGUGUUCGCGCCGUCGAGUAGCAGUUUUCAGUUCCAUGCGCUUGACGACCAAACACCGCUGGGGAGACAAAGGAUCCAAGAUGGCCGACCACCGCGUGGUCGGUAGCCGAACGACGGCCACCUAGGAGUGUUGCAAUCAGUUAACAAGCGCCACACGUCCCUUAGUGUGUGGGCUAUUAAACGAUAGUUCAUUCGGUUCACGAACAGCCCGCAAAGGCGCUGUUCGUGAAACGAAAUACAGUAAGGCUAUCUGCUUUCAGCAGAUAGCUGACAAGAUCAAUGAAACAUACAGUGAAGGAAGUCAAUUACAGCCAGGCACAUAUUAUAGCAGAAUAAAGACACAGGCAACUUUUCCCCACAUAUUGUCCAAGAUAGUCCCAGUGGCUAGUUUUGCCACAAUGCUUUUAGGAGCUAAUUCUGUUUGUAUUUUCAGCCUUGGGGUGAGCUCUGGUUAGUGCAUGGUUUCUGUAGAAUGCAGAGAUUCUUCUUUAGAGAUCAUAGCUGGUUAUUUACAGACCUAACCCACAUGCUGCUAGGUCUAUUCUGGCAAUGGAUUUAGCCCACUGGAUGAGACCGGUAUGUCCAGUUUUAUUGAGGAAAAAAAAAAGGCCCCAAGGCGUGACCCUCCCCAAAUCACUUUCAUUGAAAUCUGUUUGUGAGUCACCUGUUUAUAUUUAUCUAUAUUUAUGUCCCGUAGCUGUCACCUUCAGCUGUGACGGAGGUAUUGUUGCAUUCCGAGUUUAAAGCGUGGCGAUUUCCUGUAAGCCUGAUGUCAUCUAUCGGCGUAUUUGGUGUAAUGGCACCUGCAGUGAGGGGGUGGUGUGCUGCGCCCUGUGUUUCUGUGCUGAUAUCCGUAUUGCUGUAUUUCAGUCACCGCACUAAUUGUCACUGCCAAUCACGAACCAUCAAAUGCACACAUGUAAGAAAUCUGCCAUUAGUAACUUUCUCAAUAAAAUAAAUUUAAAGGAACUAUAUUUUGUAUACAUUUGGUAGAACCACUGCUUAGAAAUGCAUGUUCUGUAUGUGCCCCCGAUUCCAAAAUUUUUUCUUAACUUCCGUAGCACCAGCACCACAUAAUCCAGUCUGACUACACAUUGUUUCAGCCGUCCAGAAGCUAUUUUUUUUCCCACAUAUGAAAUAGACGUUUUCUAAUGCGGACUUCCUUUGGAUAUAAUGGACAUUUUUUUUUAAGACUCCCAAAGAACAGAACUCUGAAUGUUGGACUAGAUGCAAACCUUCUUACUGUGGCUCCCAUGAACAACACUGAGGGCCCUUGGUUCCUAUGCUGUGGCCCUCGGACCCUAUGCUGUGUGCCGCCUGUGGCCCUCGGACCCUAUGCUGUGUGCCGCCUGUGGCCUUUGGACCCUAUGCUGUGUGCUGCCUGUGGCCUUUGGACCCUGUGCUGUGUGCCGCCUGUGGCCCUCGGUCUCUGUGCUGUGUGCCGUCUGUGGCCCUUGGUCUCUGUGCUGUGUGCCGCCUGUGGCCCUCGGUCCCUAUGCUGUGUGCCGCCUGUGGACAUCGGUCUCUGUGCUGUGUGCCGCCAUCUAUAGUUUUUCCAUAUUCCCACCAUCCACAAAUUUCUGAACAGAUUAGCAUUAUCCCUUCUUGUUCGAAUUUCACAGGAACUGAUUCCAGUCUUUAUAGUAAGUCACCAUCAUGGUGUAAAAUCUAUACCGGCCAUUGCCCCUUAUCCUACACCCCUGAGCUGCAGUGCUGCUUAUUUGACAUGACGUGUGCUGUUGAUCACAAUGGAGAUAAGGCACAAUGCUUUUCAUAGCUGUAAAUGAUAUUACCCCAGACACGGGACACGUGUACUAGUCAUAGCAGAUAAUGCCACUUAAUUGAAAAUAAACGCUGGUGGAUUAGUCAUUUGUGUUGCUGCAGGUGACGUGUACUCCCUGGCAGGAAACUGGUUUAUAUCAUGUGACAGACGUGGGGUUAUAAACUACAGUCUAGUGUUCUAACUUACUAUGUAGUAUGUUUCCAGGAAGUACUGUGUGUAAUGUGAGUAUUUAAUGCUGCAAGGUUCACCCUGUAGUGUGAGUGUUCUGCAGGCGUGGUAUAUAGUACUAUGGACUGUACCCUGUAAUGCCCGGGUCCUGCCGGCGCAGUAUAUAGUACUAUGGGAUGUACCCUGUAGUGUGCGGGUUCUGCCGGCAUGGUAUAUAGUACUGUGGGAUGUACCCUGUAGUGUGCGAGUUCUGCCGGCGUGGUAUAUAGUGCUAUGGGAUGUAACUUGUAGUGCGCGGGUUCUGCCGGCGCCGUAUAUAGUGCUAUGGGAUGUACCUUGUAGUGUUCGGGUUCUGCCGGUGCGGUAUAUAGUGCUAUGGGAUGUACCCUGUAGUGUGCGGGUUCUGCAGGCGCCAUAUAUAGUUCUGCCAAUAUGUUUAGGUCGUGCCUACAGUAGAGUUUUGCAGGGCUGUGUUUAUAUCGGUUACUGUAGAAACUGAAUGUUGUGCUGUGAGAACGCGGAAGCCGGCUGUGUGGUGAUUUUUUGGCAUUGCUGAGUUUUACGAACUCUUUAACACUUCACAGGGAGGGAACUCCCAAUAACAAGUUAUGUUUCCAUAGUACAGGAUUAUCACGGUCUGUUACAUCUGACCUGUUAUAGAAGCAUUUUCCAUUUGUAAGGGCAGGCAGGGGCAGCAACCAGGGAGCCUUCCUUUACUCUGGUGGUUGUACUUGUCAUUGUGUAUUGUUCCCACAGACUGGAACUCCUUAUCUGAGGUUGGUGAGUUUGCUGAAGGCGGAGGCUUGCUGUGCAGUGUGACAUGCUGUUGGUCUUCGUAUUAUAUUGGGUGCCCAGCUUAGCAGAGAUAGACCCCUUUGUCACAUAACAGACUGGAUCUAUAAAGCUGGCCCUUUUAAUACUUUAUUCAGGACUGGGGGCUGCGAGCUAUGUCUCUCUCUGUCCUGGAUUGCUGGAAACCUGCUUGGGAUUAGUCCCGUGUUUGCCAUUGUUGAAGAGGCUAGCUGACUGGAGAGCAGUGUUUGCCAGCCCUCUGUGCAUCUGCCACCAUUGGUAAAGUCCCGGCAAUCGGAUGGUGCACACAGACGACAAGCUAAAUGGCACCCAGGUAAACUGCCUUGUUAUAAGGUAGUCCGUUACCCAAAUCCAAGUAUGCCACCACUGUACUAGAGAUGUAACGACUCCCAACCUACGUUUCAGCCUCAUGCAUCACUGGGGUUCUGUCCCUCUAAACAUGCUAAAAGCUGGGUACCCUGCACCUCCACUCAGUGCACCCCCGGCACUCUCACUUUCCAGUGUUUGAUCCCUGAAGUGACAUGUCUGCUUACAUAGCAGUGCCUGGAGGGGGGCGGGCACUAUGCUUACCUAAACCUCUCUCUCCUACUCCCUACCGUCUUGGUGGUCCUGAUGGACCUAUCUGCCAGGAGCCACAUCUCAUUUUCCUGAGAACAGUAUGCAAGUACUAUAUUUCAGUAAGGUCUAAGGUGAGGAAACUCAGCCCACUGCCACAUUUAGCCAAAAAUUACUGUUUCUGUAAGUCUCAAACCAGGGGUAGCCUACAUAAUUUGUCCCUGUGGGCACCCUGUAUAAGGUCAAAUAAAAUGGAUCUUAUCCUGCGUGCCAGUUGACCACCAAGCAUCAUGCCACAAAUAAUGAAAAAAAAAAAAAAAAAAGCUGAGAAUCUCUAAUUGCCUGACUAUUCUAUUCUCUCUUUGUCUCUCUGCAAGGUUUCUCUCUGUGUAACUGAAAGGAUUAGUAGAUGCAGUGCAUUGCCUCUCCACAUCCUUUUUAAAGUGUCUAUCUGUAAAAAGACUGAAAAGGACUGGACAGUGGGACUUGCUGAUUUCCCUGCUCCCUUCCUUCACAGACCAUCAGCAUUAGACUCCGGUGCCCAGGUGUGACAGGCAGGUAAAUGUUGGCCAGGUGAGACUCUAAACAUAGAGCACAAUGCCGGCAGUCCUGAUGUGGGCCUCACCCCGCUCUGCUUCAAUUAUAUAAUAGCUGUGCGCAGGUCACUGCAAAUCCUCCUCUCCCUGCGUGGGCUUGGCCAACAAUAGCCGUGAAUUAGCUAUAUGGGGUGUGACAAAUUGUGCUCCCAUUGAAACUGUGUGUGUGUUUCUAUCCAGGUGAGGUUUAACCCCGGCCAUGCCAGACAGCCCUGCACAGGUUUCCAGGCCACAGAAGGAUGGCCUUGUACAAUGUAAUGUGUCCACACUAAACGCAGCCCUUGUUUACAAUAUCACUGUGCAAGCCAUCACACCGCUGCCCGUAGAGAGUGCGCCCUGAUUUGUAGUUCUCUAAACCUUUGGUUUUGUUCCAAACAUGUAAAGGAGCACAUUAAAAUGUUUCUUCCUAUUCUCAAUGAACUUGGUACCUAGGGUAAUUGGUGGAGAAUAUGGUCUCAGUUGUAUCGUUGUGUCCCUGGGGACUAUUGCUAGGCACCGAUUGUCAGUGGGAUUCUCCUAACCGAAUAUACACUUAGUACACGCAGACUGCUUCAUGGUACAGGAAGAUAAAACCUUGUUGUGUUAAGCAAGCACAGUUAUAAACAUGGAUAAUAAGCAAAGCGUGUCUUUAUGAAUUUUUAAAAUGGUUUUGAAAUACACUUUACUGUUUAUGUAGAUAAAAAAGACUGUAAAAUUGGUGUUCUUUGUUUUUGAUCAAAUGAUGAGGAUUAUUAAAGUAAUACAAUAGGCAAUAAAACAUCUUUAGCAUAUUUGGUGUAUAAAUCAUGCCCCUGCCGUCUCUCUGCUCAAUUCUCUGCCAUUGAGUUAAAUCACUUUAUUUAUACAGUCCUAGUCACAUCUCCCUCCAUGUGACUUACACAGCCUUCCUAAACAUUUCCUGUAAGUGGAGAUCUAAUGUUUACACUUCCUUUAUUGCAAAUUCUGUUUAAUUUUUAAUUUCUUAUCUACUCUGUUAGCAUGCAGGGGUCUCCUGUGUGUGAUUUAACUUCUUUUACUCUUAACUCAGUAAAGUGAACUUUAACAUCUGAUUGAAAAUGAAAGCAUUUUGGUUUUUCUGAGAGCUGUGUCAGUCACAGUCAGGGAAGGUGUAAAUGGCAGAGAAUUGAGUAGUGAGCCUGCAGGGGCAUGAUCUAUACACUAAAAUUGCUUCAUUAAACUACUUGUUUUGGUACCUAUAGUGUCCCUUUAAGUGUGUUAACACAAGACCGUCCAUGGGAAAUAAAGGAGGGCUGUUUGUGCUAAUCUAUUUGUGCUAAUUGUUCUACCAGACACUGUACAACAUGGCAAGGUUACUGGGAUUACCAGCAAUUUCAGGUCACUGACCCAAACUGAUCUGCAGAGCGAACACCCAGAUCCCACUGUGUACCUUCCACAUCCUGGCUCUGGUCAUACUCAGACACUUUCCCUAAAGGUGUUAACCUAAAUCGCCAAUCAUCGCUUGUUCUGUCUUUUUUAAGUCAGACAGGGACGUGAAUGAUGGCUGUGUUUGCCUCCGCUUCCCAGUAGAGAUGGUAUUGGCGGACACUAUAACAUCCUGUGGCAAACGUGUGAUGCUAUAUCCAGAUUUUUAUCUUCCUCCGCAUGUUUCGUUUCUGUGAAAAGUAAAUCUCUGCCAAAUAAUGAGCCUCAACCUGCAGCAGCCUGAUAACGUGUUCUGCAAUGAAUAAUCUGUGUGUGUGUGUGUGUGCGCCAGUCAGUCCACUGAAAGCAAACAUUCUCUGACAAUGGCUUAAAAUGGACAGAGUGAUUUCCUUACUGGAAAGAGCAAGAGAACCAGGAUUUGACAGUGAUUUUAUAUAUAUAUAAUUUUAUGAGAGAAAUGUGCUACUUCUUUUAUCAAGGUAUCACAGCUAGGGAUUCUGGGUAUUAACCCAUAUUAACACCGUAUACAGAUGCACGUUAUAUAAUCAUAUAUAGUAUUAUUUUCUGCCACAUUGAGUCUCUAUGCAGGUACAAUCUUGGAGGUGUGUUUAAAAUACUGAAUUAUCAAUGGUUUCCCCAUACAAUAUCUACGUUUCAGCACCUGCUUUGUAUUGUUUUAUCAUUUGUGAAACUUGUGACUGAUGUCUGACUCUCUCCAACAGAUGAAAAUCUCGUUCAAUGAGCAGAACAUACACACCAUGUUUGAAUAUCCCUCUGAAACUUCGUUGGCUGAGGAUGAUGAGAGUGCUGAAGAGUCUGGCUCAGAUUCUGAGGAUGACCAACCAUCCAGCCCCUUUCUACCACGCCCAACGUUUGUCAGCAGCGGGACGAGCAGUAACACCCUCCGCACCAACACUUCAAACUCAGGUAAACUGACCACAGGUCUGGAUAGGAGGUGAAACUCACCUGCUGAUUUCAUACCGAUACACUGAACGGUCUAUUGGCAGCCGGCGUGUGUGAUGGUCACCUGUAUAGUGUAUAGGAGCAGGUUUAAUGUAAGAUAAGAGGUAUGGGGGGUUAUUAACAGAUAAUGUACAUAUCGCAGCUGUCUCCUGUAUAGGAGAUAUCAUUUACAAGAAUAUCUUAAUGAUUGACUGUGAACGACUUCAGAUCUGGGUUCGUGGAAUAAUCUGCGAUCAUGAUGUUCAGAACAGGUUGCCGCGUAACCUGUCGCCACACCUGUUUCCGCGUUCCCACAGACAGUGUUUAUAGUUACGUUAUGUAACACUGAAUUCAUUACAAAGUGUCUAAUGGUAAUUAUCACUGAGUCAGCAUCCUGGCCGAUCUGUGGGCUGUGAUUGGGAGCCAUGUAGAAAUCAGGAAAUAGAGAGAUAGGGGUGUGGGUGUAUAAAUGUAUGCCUUAUUAUCUUGGCAAUCAUGACUUGGUCGUGAAAGUGUUAAAUCCGUGUGUCACAUGUCCUGUUGAAUAAGCACUUUUAGAGACCGUUUAGUGAUGGCUCCCUCCACCUCCUGUACUAAAAUAUGUUUUCCCUGCGGCAGCAGAGCUCUCGCUUCAAAGCUUGGCUUGUUGACAUAACAUUUCAUUUCGUCAAAUGGGUUCCCUUGUGUGGAAUGUUUCCUUAAAUUGCUUUAACCCCAACAGUAAACACAGCGGAACAAUCAGCGAUGUGUUUCAGGAACAGCCCGAUUGCACAAACUUGUUUACUUCUUUGGAAAACUUGUCUGUAAUCGUCAUCUCUCCUGCUCUCUGUAAUAUUGCUGUAAGGUGUCGACUUGUCUUUAUAACAGCAAGAGAUCCACUAAAUGGGCAGGAAAUUGUGGCUUUUAAUGGUUAAUCUUACAGGAUACAGUGUUUUUGUUUGUGGAUCAGUAAAACACAUUAAUUAUGAAACAGGUGUGUUUAUAAAAAACACUCCAGGCUGGAAGUUAUAAUGCAUUAUAAAUAUAGGCAAAAACUGAAGAGGAGCCUCUUAUUCCAGUGUGUUUGGUCUGAUUUGUGUCUUCCAGUGGAUCUGUUAAAUAAUUGGUUUGCAAAGCUACUGUGGCUGCUUUCAGUGGGACUGGCCAGUACUGUGACCCACCAACCUGCAGUAUUAUACACACAGCCGCAGCUUGAGACCUAGAACUAGACUUGAUAAGGUUUUGUAGAAAACAAUAAAGCUGCAUCUGUUAACCAUCCUGCACCAAAGGGGCCAGAAUAGUGCUGUAAGCCCCUUGCAGAGAAACUGGGACCCGCUUAUACCAUAAAAUCUCCAAUGAUCAGUUUUUAUUUCUGCACAGUUGUCUACGUGUGGAUUUAGCACAGUUUAGAAAUUCCAUUUCAAAGUCUAAUUUGCUGAGAUUUUAUUAUCUAAGAACUGGUUAUUGCUUAAUGGCACUGCAUGCUUCUUGAAGGAACAGGUUACAGCCCUAUUAAAGAAGUGUGUGCUUGCUUUUAUGUCACGUGCUAUUUACUGAUGUACAUGGUACUGAUCACAGCAUUCUUGGCACGGUUAUGUCAUCCCUCCAGAUUCUGGUGAAUGAAAUCCUUUGGUCUUUAGAUUGUAAGCUUUUUGUGCACUGUCCUUACGUAUUGUACAGCAUGGUCGAACCAUGGUUAUCGUUGGAGUUUCCUAGUGCUGUCCCUCCAUUCAGAGUUAAACAUGUUUUUAGCUGUUUAUCGUUGAAUGAUAGUCCCUGACCCCACUGGAGGUGGGGCCAUACCAGUUCAUACCAGCAAUGGGCACUGUGAUAGAAUGAAAGCUGUCAACUGACUUACAGCCAAUCACAGCCGCCGGCUAAUACUUGCUCAUUAACCCAAGCACCCGAGGGCCGUACUGCUGGGGACUCUUGUUUAGCAUUAUCACAUUGAAAACCGUUUAACACUGAAUGACGAAGCCGUACCAGGGGACUCCAGACAGCUUUGCUGAAACAUUGGGAUUUGAGUUACAUUUUUAUUUUGCUUUGGUGUCCCUUGUCUAUCACACCAUUACUUUGUAUUAUUUGUUUUUUCUCUGAUAAGUAUUAGUCUGCCUUUCUUGUUUUUGAAUAUUUGCAUUUUUUUAUGACCAUUUUUUCAGGGAUCGGCCGAUUUUCGGUAUUUUCGGCAAUAUCUGUAUCGGCCAAUAAAGAUACCGAUGUUGCAGAUAAUACAUACCAGGACCGCCAGGCCCAUUACAAGCCCGGCUGUCCUGGGGAGCCCAGCAGCUCCCCUGUGUAAAUCUCGUCCCACGGCCGUCAGAGCGUUGCCAAGAUUUCCAUGGCCACUCUCCACGCGUCACGCAGGCCGCAGGAUUUACACAGGGGAGCUGCAGGGAAGGUAAGUAAGAGCCUGCUGCUGGGCCCCCACUGUAGAGUACAUGCCACCGGACCACCAUGGAAUGCCACAGCCCCCCUCCCUGGCCAAGUAACAAGCAGGGAGGGGGGACAAAAAAUAAUAAUUACAUUUUUUCACAAUUUUUUUUUUAAUAAAAAAUGCCCCCCUUCACCCAAAUUACAUACCUACAGAAACACACACUGCCUUAUAUAAACACACUGCAUACUCUGCAUUCAUUAUAUACACACACUACACAAACACCCUGCAUUCAUUAUAUACACACACUACACAAACACCCUGCAUUCAUUAUAUACACACACCCUGCAUUCAUUAUAUACGCACACUACACAAACAUACACACUGCAUUUAUUAUAUACACACACUACACAAACACACACACACACUGCAUUCACUAUACACACACUACACAAACACACACUGCAUUCACUUUACGCGCACUACACACACACACACACACUGCAUUCACUAUACCCACUACACAAACUCUGCAUUCAUUAUAUACACACUACACAAACACUGCAUUCAUUAUAUACACACUACACACACACUGCAUUCAUUAUAUACACACUACACAAACACUGCAUUCAUUAUAUACACACUACACAAAUACACUCUCUGCAUUCAUUAUAUACACACUACACACACACUGCAUUCAUUAUAUACACACUACACAAACACACUCUCUGCAUUCAUUAUAUACACUACACACACACUGCAUUCAUUAUAUACACACUACACAAACACUGCAUUCAUUAUAUACACACUACACAAACACACUCUCUGCAUUCAUUAUAUACACACUACACAAACACACUCUCUGCAUUCAUUAUAUACACACUACACACACACACUGCAUUCAUUAUAUACACACUACACACACACUCUGCAUUCAUUAUAUACACACUACACACACUCUGCAUUCAUUAUAUACACACUACACACACACUCUGCAUUCAUUAUAUACACACUACACACACACUCUGCAUUCAUUAUAUACACACUGCACACACACUCUGCAUUCAUUAUAUACACACUACACACACACUCUGCAUUCAUUAUAUACACACUACACACACACACUCUGCAUUCAUUAUAUACACACUAUACACACUCUGCAUUCAUUAUAUACUCACUACACAAACACUGCAUUCAUUAUAUACACACUACACAAACACACUCUCUGCAUUCAUUAUAUACACACUACACACACACUGCAUUCAUUAUAUACACACUACACACACACUGCAUUCAUUAUAUACACACUACACAAACACACUGCAUUCAUUAUAUACACACUACACACACACUGCAUUCAUUAUAUACACACUACACACACACACACUGCAUUCAUUAUAUACACACUACACACACACUGCAUUCAUUAUAUACACACUACACACACACUCUGCAUUCAUUAUAUACACACACUGCAUUCAUUAUAUACACACUACACACACACUGCAUUCAUUAUAUACACACACACUGCAUUCAUUAUAUACACACACACUGCAUUCAUUAUAUACACACUAUACACACACACUGCAUUCAUUAUAUACACACUAUACACACACACUGCAUUCAUUAUAUACACACUACACACACACUGCUCCCCUGUCUAAACACACUGCAUCCACUACACGUGGCAUGUAUAUUUUGUGCAUUUACCUUUAGAAAUAGUUAAUUUUUUUUCAAAAUGGUAAAUGUACAGAAGUUCGGCAAGUUAUCGGCUAUCGGCCUGAAAGUUCAGAUUAUCGGUAUCUGCUCUAAAAAAAUCAUUAUCGGUCGAUCCCUACUAUUUUUGUUUUUGGGUAUUUGCUUGUCAUUAUAUUUCUUUACUUGAGUUUGUUGUAUAUACAUUAUGACUAAUUUAUGUAUAGCGUACUGUUUGUCAUUCUAUUCCGUCUGAUACGUGGAUUAUGUGUAUAUUACUGCAUUCAUAUAACAUAUAUUAAUCUAACCAGGGCCGUCUUUAAUAUUGAUUGGGCCCUGCCCACGCCGCCUUCCCCCUCACUCCCUGGCAUGCAAUCAAGCCCUCCAUUUCAACGCAGUGACGGACUAAAGUUACAUUUUUGUGGGCCCCCCUAUUCAAAAGGGUGGCCAGAAGGUAGAUCCCUAUCUGUCGUGCUGCUCCAACAAUGCUUUGACAGCUGGGGCUCUACCAUUUCCCCAUGUUUGCAGGAUUGUAUUUAGCACUGAGCCGUAUUGGUGUGUUGGAAUGGAAGCUGUUUUUGUAUGGAGUAUGUUUGUGUGAAUGGGUAGGGGUGUGUUUGUAUGUGCCAUUUGAAUGCAAUCAUGCAUUUAUGUGUAGUGUUGGUGAAUGUAGAAGUGUGUUUCUAUAUUAUUGGUGUUUAACACCAAAAUGUGUGUGUUUGUAUGUAGUGUUGGUGUAUCAAUGCUGAGAUGUAUGCACAUACACUGCUACACACACACUGUGAUACACACAGAUACACACUGACACACUUGCAGAUACAGAUUGACACACUGACACACUUGCAGAUACAGACACACAACAUGAGACACACACCACCUCCCUCUCUGAUGGGAGUGAGGAGCUACCUCCUUCUCUUCCUCCCUCCCGGGUGGCUACUUCUGCCCCCUCCCGCACGACUCUUCUCUUUAUGGGAGAAAGCUCCUCGCUGAGGCUGAUGGGAGUGAGGAGCUCACUGCCUCCUUCUCUUCCUCCCUCCCGACUCCUCUCUUUAUUAGAGAAAGUGACUCGUGGGCCCCCGGCUGGUGGCAAUGGCGGGGGGAAAAAAAUCUUGAGGGCAGCGGGGCCCACAGGGCAGACGCUUUGGUCCCCCUGAAGUCACUAGGCCCGGGGCAGCUGCCCUGUUUGCCCCGUGUUAAAACUGCCUUAAAUCUAAUACAAUUUGGUAACAUUUCAUGGGGUGUGCUGCUUAUUCAUUCUCUACAGAUAUCCGCAGACUAUUGGGAAUAGAGGGAACAUAUAUAUGUGUUUUCUACUUUGUCUGUAUUAUGCCAUCCUUGUUAAUUAUUAGACUGUGGACACUCUAACUGUUUAAUCUCAUUAAAGUGGUUAUAGUCUUACCCCCUGUGACUGGUAGAUAUCUAAAUGUCCUCUCUCUUUCUACAGGUCUCUCCAGCUACACCCCCAAACACUCCGUAGACUACAGCAAAUGGCAGGAGGAGCCCUCCAAGGGGGGACCAGCAUCUGGGGACAGUACAUCACCCCAAGAAGAGAUGGUAAAUAUUCUGUCAUUACAGUUAAACCCUCGUGCUACGUGUAGCUAGUCUCUAGGUAAACACAUGGGUUAGGGAGGAUAAGUUACCCACAAUGCAUCUGGUUCUGUACAGUGUGACGUGGUAAGUCUGCAGUUUUCAUUUCAGUCCGUUUGGGGUAUGUGCACCCUAAAAUAUAGAAAGGAUUUCCCGACAUUAGGCUGGACAUUAUACAGGUGAUGUCUCGUCUUUAGGCUACGACCAUGUAGUGUCUGCAUAUAAUGGCAGCUUUGUCAUUUGCUGAUAUUUAUUUUUUUGAGGGACAACUAAGAUUCAAAGUGUCUUGGGGAGCAUAAACAAACAAAAGGUGGGACUCAGGAAGUGAAGCUUGCCUUUUGUCAAGUGGAGGUAAAAUACACAAGUUAGUCCCUAGUUUUGCUAUUAUGUAUUUUACGAGAAGAUCAAAAUCUAUGCAGAGAAAGAUGAGGAAUCUUAGAAAGGCAAGUUUGGUGUGACUGAGCCACUUUUAAGGAACGCUAUAGACACCCAGAUCAUUUCCGCUUAUUGCUGGGUGCAGUGUCCCAAUCCCACUUAGUCCGGCAAUGUAAAUCAUGUUUUUGAAAAACUGCAAUAAUUACAUUGCAGGACUAAGUCUGCCUUCUAGCGGUUGUCAGACAGACAUUACAGGCACUUCCUGCUUGCUAGGCGACUUUUGGUCACCUGACGCUGGAUGUUCUCAGUUAAAGGGACACUAUGGUCACCAGCUUAUUGAAUUUGUUCUGUUGAGUAGAAUAAUUACCUUCAGGCUUUUUGCUGUAAACACGGUCUUUUCAGAGAAAAUGCAGUGUUUACAUUACAGCCUAGUGAUAACUUCACUGGCCAUUCCUCAGAUGGCUGUUAGAGAUCCUUCCUGGGUCAUGGCUGCCUAAAAUGCAUCCAAACAUUCAGUAUCUCCUCCCUCUGCAUGCAGACACUGAACUUUCCUCAUAGAGAUUCAUUGAUUCAAUUCAUCUCUAUGAGGAGAUGCUGAUUGGCCAGGGCUGUGUUUGAAUCAUGCUGGCUCUGCCCCUGAUCUGCCUCGUUGUCAGUCUCAGCCAAUCCUAUAGGGAAGCACUGUGAUUGGAUCAGGCUGGCACUUCUGAUGAUGUCAGCAGACUGCUUGUUAUUCUGAGUGAUCCUUUAAAUCCAUAUAGGAAAGCACUGAAGGGCCGGGACAUGGGGGACAGAGUGAACUAUAGUGUAAGGAAUACAGAUUUUACAUUCCUAGCAUUUUGCAGAUAUAGGCUUGUUUAAUCCUCAGAUAUAUCAUGUGCUCUAUUAUUUUGUUUUUUCACAGCUCACCCCGGCAGACAGUAACUCCCUCUCAGAUUUCCGUAGUGAGCCGGCACUGUACUUCUAGAACUUUCUGUGUGAGAAUCUGUGUACAAAAUACUCCACGUUAGCACCUUUACCAUUGUCAUCACUGCCUCAGCCACAGGAUUUAAUCAUCACAAACUAACCGGAUCCCAAGGCAAUAGCAGACAUCACAUUGACGAUGCUGCAAAGGAUUCUGGAUUUCCUGCAUUAUGUGGCUUGAAGACUAACUUAUAAUACUCCUGGAGGGAGAAUCGGGAGCUCCUGCUUAAUGCAGUUUACCAUCCCUCUCCAAAGAAUAUCGAUCUACCUGAUAGACGUGUAUUUCAGAAAUGGACCAUCCUGCAUGGCAGCUUAUUGGGCUUUCUUUAACGAUGCAAUCGGUGACGCUCUGCUAAUUAUAUUAAUUGGCGAGAUGCGUUUCUGGAUUUGUGGCGGAUGUGGUUUGGCUCAGACCUACCUAGCACUUUGUGUGAGCGAGAGAUGGCUGUUUCUAGUGGUUUACAGAAUGAUUGAAACCUGGCGUGUUGAAUCUCAGCAUCUGCCUCGAAUUAUAAGCACGAACAGAGAUACCUGUGGUAUACAGGCUAAUAUAUAAUCUAUAGUGGAAUUAUUUUAUAGAAAGUUUAAAAUUGAAACUAUGAAAAAUCACUUUAGUGACAUUGCACAAUUAUAGUCAAGUUAUAAUUAGAGAUUUAUAGAUAAUUUAAGCAGUAUGAACUGGAUGCUAAACAUCUUUAGAUGUCGGUGCUCUCCCGGUCUUAUCAUAAGACAUCUGGAUUUCGUUAACACUCCAUAAUCUCUCGUCUCUGCCGCAGGUUUCCUGCCAAAGAAUUAGGGGGCUUUUAUCUCAAUUUCAUAAAUAACUGAACGUGAUCGCUUUCCAUCUUAAUGACAUGAAUUUGAAGUGUCUGUCGCCAUGGAGCCUGGUACAACACUCCAUUUGUUUCCAGGGUGAUAGUUUAGAAUUCUCUUCCAUGCUGUAAAAGUGAAUGGUUUUGUACUGUAUGGUAAUACCAGCUAAUGUUGCACUUUUAGUUUUUAUCGGCUUUACCCCUGUGGCUGGUAACCUGCUAAACUGGAAAAUUGUAGAAAAUUUAGAAAAUUCACAUUUUAGGUAAGAAUUGCCAAGUUAGACAGUUUUUCCUAAUUUUGUGACUUGUCCCCAGUGAAUAGCCCAAUUGUGUUCGCCAAGUGCCCUUGUGAGGAGUGUUCCUCCUGGUUUCCUGUUGAUCAGGAGAUUGGGCAGAGGUUGGGGGUCAGUCCCCCAUUUCUCUCAGAGCACUUGGUGCAAUCUAUGUUUGCGAUUUAAAUCAGACCAAUGUGACACUCCUUGGCAGUGUGCCGAACUCCACAAUAAUUAAUGCACUCUGAGUCAGUCGCAAUGUAUUAAUCUCACUCUGUGACUUACUCUGCUCCCUGGUUUCCAAAUCAAGUACUGGGAUGAAACAGUCCUGCUAUUACUCGUAUUUAUACUUUAUAGAUGUUGUACCGCUUGAGCACAGCUUAACCAAGAUUGAUUUAUUUGUGUAUAUCACUACCUGUUUAUAUUUAAGGUGCAGAAUUUGACUCUGUGCCAUUUAUCUCCCUUUGGUACCAAUACUGUUCUGUGGACAUGGAUUCAUUGUAUAUUCCCUACACACACACACAAAAAAAAUCAACCCCAAUUUUUUUUGUAAUGUCCAUAAAGCGCAUAGGACCCAUUGGAAAUUCCCAUUUUCACAGAUUGGUUUUGUAUUUGAAUUCACUUUGUCACACACAGUGUACGCACUAUAUUUACACACAUUUUAUACAGCACCAGUGAUGCUAAAUCCACAAAGCAAAGGGCGAAGAGCAACAUAAAAAUAGCUGUGUCUCGCCACACCCUAAGGUGGUGAUAUACCGUCCCUAGAUGCAGUUCCCUUGUGUGGAUUUCUCUGAAUGUGUUUUACAGAUGGAUCUCGCGUUUGUGAGCACACUGAACGUGUCAGCAAGGCCACGGCACGCUGGUAGUCCUCCACAAAUUCUCAGUUUAGGGACUGAAUGCCAAAGGACUUGCAUUUUAGGCUAAAACUGGGAAAUGUGCAACUUUUUGUUAAUUUUCCAGAGUUCCUGUACACAGUCAGUGAUAUUUCUAGUUCCAGUUAAUAAAAUCUGGCAAUAGCAGGCAGUAUUAAAUACACUGGGCGUCGCUCCUGCUAUUGGCUGGCUGUCACCGACGUUGCUGAUAAGAUUACAGGUAGACUUCCAAAGAAGCGUUUUCAUCCUAUUAGUACAAACCACAAGGUAUGUUUAUUUAGGUCAUGCUUUACCUACCAUGCAUGAACCAUUUUACGUAAAAAUCCGCUCGUCAUUGUAUCCAGCAGCAAAUAAAAUCAGUUCCAUCCCGGCCGGUCUGUGCGUGAUAACCUGACCUUUAAUCUCCUAUAGACUUGAAACGACACAAAUGGCACUCGCUGGUAAGAACAUGUGAUCUAAGCCAGACUGAAUAACCUAUUGCCACUAUACCCAUCGCCUCUCACUGCCCUGGCUUUAUGUUCACUAUUUAAAACUAUUUUGCACUUGAUUUCAUGAAGUUUGAGUAUGUAAUAUAAUGUAUAUGUAAGCAAAGUAAUCUUUAUCAUCAGGUGUUUUCCAUAUUAGCCAUUUCGUAAUGUGGCCAAAUCUUUAAUGGGUCUCCCCAUACACUUGUUUUUGUGUUAAAUGUUUAUUUUCCUUUUCUGGUUCAUUAAUCUGUUUUGUAAACUGUUAUAGCUUAAUUUCAGACUUCUUCCCAGAUUUCGUUAACUAGAUUGAGCUGUAAAAAUAAAGUUUAAUAAAUAUUUUCACUGCAGGUUAAAAGUGGAACUUGUGUGUUUCUCUGUGGAAACUAUACAUGAACAAUAUAUUGUACAAUCCUGUCAUCACCAGAUAUUUUACUGCCCACAUAAAUCAAUUUUUCCAAUAUAAGAACCUGUAGUGACAGGUUUAUAUAUUUACGUCAAAACAUUAAAUUAGGUGUGCACAUUCUUCCCUUGUUCUGAUUACAGAAAAUGUUACGGUUAGGCGUAAAAACCAGCUUCCUGGCUCGUCUGACUCCCCUGAUCUCCAAUGCCCCACAUGCCCUCUGCUGGUCACAUCCGUGAGGCCUGCAUCAUACGAAUGAAAGUCUAUAUGUUAACCUGUAUUUUUUAGCAGUUCUUGGGUGUGUUCUGUGUAACCUUGUUAUCAAUAUCUGUUUCCUGGCCCCGUUCUAGUGCUGUAUAAAAAGGUCUGAAGGAUGCAGUAAAAUAUGCACCCUAUACGUAGUUAUUUUGGCAUACAGUGCUUAAAAUUCGAAAGCCUUCCUCUUUUUCUCUGGUACGUAACAGACACCAUAGUACAUUGCAUGUACGAUGUUCUGAUCUACCCCCAAAACAUGGCUUACUCUGUGUCUAUAGAACACACAACCUGUUAUUCCAACAGACAUCACAUUCUCAAAUCCCUUUGUGUACGGAGGAUAACUUUAACGCACCAGUUAUGCACAUGCAGCUCUGCCUAAGAAUGGUGGGAGUUGCCAUUAAUUCAGUAUGUCUCCCGGUACAGAUAGACAGAAUUACAAUUUCUUUCUCCCCUGUGCCUCACCCAUCUUAUCACAAAUGGGAAAACAACUGAAUUAGGGAGGGCAGCUGCUUCCUAUUACGCUUACAGCUCGGCAUGUGUUUGACUGAGAGACUGGAUCUAACAGGCAAAUAUAAGGAAAGCAAAUACUAAAAGAACAAGCGUCUAACUAGACUGUAGAAAGGCUGGAUUAAAUGGACACUCCAAGUACCAAGACCCCUUCUGCCUAUUGGAAUGGUCUGGGUGCCAACUCCCACAACCCUUAACCCUGCAAGUGUAAUUACUGCAUUUUUAUUUUAUAAAGUGCAAUAAUUACCUUGCAGGGUUAACUCCUCCUCUAGUGGCUGUCUACUAGACAGCCACUAGAGGGCACUUCCUGCUUCAUAGCACAGAAAAACUCACACUGUGUAAGGACCUCCAGUGUUGCUCUAUUCCCCAUAGGAGAGCUUUCCUAUGGCUAAUGCGGAUGAGCGGCAUUGCCCAGCAUUAGGUCUCCUCAGCUGGCUGACUUAAUUAGGAGGAGGCGCGGCAGUGACCCGAAACCACCGCCGAAGGACAGCAGGGGGUCUCAGGUAAGUAAUUGAAGGGUUUUUCACCCCUUCAGCAACCGCGGAUGGGUGGUGGGAGGGAGAGGGUUUUCCUGGCACUGGAGAGUCUCUUUAAACGCACCAAGAAUAGUACAAGACAAGCCGAGGUUAGGGUUACAGAAUAAAGGUAAGAAAAAAGCCAAAAGGUCAAAGACAAGCGAAGGUCAAAUAUGUGCCUGCCCUACUCUAGCUGUGUGAAACUCCCAAGAUCUAGGAUCCCCUAAAGCCAUUCAAAACCAUGUAAUAUAAAAUCCUUCCAUCUUGUAGUUUGAUUUACACACAGAUCUCAUGUUGAGGUAAAAUGCAACCUACUGGGGAUAACAUAUCAUGGGUGAGCCUAUAAGUAACAGGGAAACGGAUGGAGUGUAAAAUAACUUUGUAUAAAAAUAAGCAUGUCCCUUCAGUUUGAAUACAACUCCAAAUAGCAUAAAGCUUGUUUAACCAGCCACCCACUCACCGAAGAGAACACAUAACUUAACAAUUCAUUGGGAUCAGUUACAUCGCGUUCUAAACAAUAACAAAUCAUUGUGGGCCAUUGAAUAAAGCUUUAAUAAAUAAGCAGGCAGGAUAUGGAGUUCAAUGAAGACGGUGGAACUGAUCAUGAUCCAGGCUUAGUUCACUCUGCAAGCCCGGAUCAUCAGGAGCUGAAGCAGAAUGAAUAUAGGAGACAGGAUGAGUCCGUACCACAGCUCCUUGGUGUUUCCCACUAGUUUCUGACAGAGAAGCAUCUCGAAGACAAAUUUAAGGCUGAGUAUGGUGAGAAUCCAGAAGAGGCGCAGCACGGCUUGACGCUUGUCCUCCUGGAAGAGUCGCACUGUCACUAUAGUAGUAAAAUAGGUGCUGAGCCCAUCGGCAGCAAACAAUGGGAUGAACACGUUCCACCAGCUGAGGGCCUGGGCCACUCCGUCCACUUUGAGAGCCACCAGCACAGAGAAUAUGAGCAGAGACGAAACAUGAAUGAAAAUUUCAAACUGGGCGAAUCCCAACCAUUGCACCAACUCACGCAGCGAGAACAGCAUGGUGCUGGCAGAUAGGCUGCAGGCAGCGGGUGGUUACACGGACACCGAGGCAGUUACUGAAAUCAGAGAGACAGCUUGUAUUAGCAGAGAAAUCCAACACAGUAAUUCAGUAGGUUUAAAAACACUUCCUGUAAUUUAAAUGGAGAAAGUGCUGCACAAUGUGAUGUUUCCAUGUUACAGAGGGAAAACGGGAAACGUUACGGAAUCCUGCACUAUAGAAAUACUAUCCCUAUAGAAAUCUUUUCAUCCUUUACACAUGGACAUGGAAUAUCUA
This is a messenger RNA of Pelobates cultripes (western spadefoot toad), 37734 nucleotides long. NCBI's taxonomy places the organism in Eukaryota, Metazoa, Chordata, Amphibia, Anura, Pelobatidae. The record is from the annotation of a GenBank genome assembly.